AUGAAGUCAUUCUUUGUCGCCUUGGCUGUCCUAGCCACCGCUGGCUUAGCUUCAGCCGCGGACUGUGCCCAAACAUGUGUCUCCAACAUGAAGAACAAGGCUUCUGAACUGGGUUGCAGCUCUGGAGAUCUGGCAUGUCUGUGUAAGAGCCAGGAUUAUGCGUGGGGUAUCCGUGACUGCACUACUGAGGCCUGUUCUGGUUCCAACGCAACCCAGGUUGUCGCCGAAGCCCUUGACAGCUGUUCUUCCGCCCUAGCAUCCAGUUCCAGUUCCGCAUCCAGCGCCGCAUCCAGUUCCAGCACCGUGACCAUCACAACCUCUUCUUCCGGGAGCAAGGUAACUGAAACAAGCACCGUCCCAGUUUCUGGUGCUGGAUCUAUAACUACAACUAUCACCACGUCGGUCUCGGGUACCCGCACUACUGAGACGAGCACUCUUCCGAAAUCCAGCCAAUCCGUUACCCGCACCACCGAUACCUUGACUACUAGUGUCUCUGGGACCCUCACUACCGAGACCAGCACCGGCACUGUCACUCCAUCUAUCACCAGUACCACGGAGACAUUCACUACCAGUGUAUCGGGCACAUUGACUACCGAGACUAGUACCGGUACUGUUAGUGGGUCAAGUACUAGCUCCGCUGGAGCUCAUCCUAUGGCUACCGUGGGAAGUGGAGCAUUCGGAGUUCUUGGAUUGGCCGCGAUGAUUAUUCUGUGA
Penicillium angulare is the source of this 714-nucleotide messenger RNA. Its product is annotated as CFEM domain-containing protein. The record is from RefSeq and is a predicted model, not a curated record. NCBI's taxonomy places the organism in Eukaryota, Fungi, Ascomycota, Eurotiomycetes, Eurotiales, Aspergillaceae. Bases 1 to 714 code for a protein of 237 amino acids. The transcript has 3 exons.